ACAUCAUCCACGGUGUUCCAAUUAUAUCAACGGUCUGGAUUACCGAAACAAUGGGAUUCACUUGUAUAAAAACAGAUGCUUCAGGACCUUGUAAUUCCUCCCAGCAAAAGAAAGCAGAAAAGCAAUUUGACAGGCUCAUCUGUGUUCCUCACUGGAGAAAGGAGCUUGCAGCAAUGGGUGUCGCUGAGGUUGUGGGGUCCAUGCAGAAUCCGUCUCUUUCCUUGCCUUUGUCAGGAUCACAUAACAUUAAUCAAGGAUUGACCACAGGAGUAUCCGAACCCAACUCAAAGCCCAAGAAGAUCUGCUGCGCUUGUCCUAACACUAAGAGACUGCGAGAUGAAUGCAUUGUGGAGCACGGCGAGGCUGCUUGCGCAAAAUGGAUUGAAGCUCAUCUUCAGUGCCUUCGUUCGGAGGGAUUCAAGGUUUGAAGCUGAAGAUAUGUUGUUCUUCAGGAUCAAGAAUAGUAGGGACAGUUUUGUGAUUUUGGUGAUUUCAUGGAAGCGUCGAGUAGUUGAAAAAAUAAUAAUCCACUUUACAUUCUUCUUCAACAUGUCAGUAGAAAAUCGCUUUGCUUAAAAGAGUGAAUGAAGAGGGUCUCCUUUCUUGAGUGUUAUUUCAAUUUUUCCUUUUCUCAUUUUUGUUUUGUGAUUCUUUUAUUGAAAUGCCUACAACAAAUUCGAUAAGAAUAAAAUGCUAGGCUUGAGUUUGUAAAAUGUCAAAUAACUUUUGAUUAUCCAAUAUCUAAUUUUUCAUUUGUGAUUCAUCACAGAAUUA
Molecule: messenger RNA, 774 nt
Organism: Magnolia sinica
Lineage: Eukaryota; Viridiplantae; Streptophyta; Magnoliopsida; Magnoliales; Magnoliaceae
Exons: 2
Coding region: 51-428 (125 amino acids)
Cellular component (GO): mitochondrial intermembrane space
Molecular function (GO): copper chaperone activity; copper ion binding
Source: RefSeq, a predicted model, not a curated record